AUGGUCUUACUCACCGCGACCCCGGCCAUCCUCUCCGCUCUGACCUCCCUCCCACCAGAAGCAAGAUCGACUCUAUCCGCACCUCUCCCGAAUGAUGCCUCCACGCCAAUAGCACACACCACCCUUGUCACCCUCUCCAAGCUCGCCCGCCAGCAUGGCCUCCCAAACUGCACACUCAACACCCUCCUCCACGGCACCUGCCCCUACACGCCCCCUCCACCACCCAAACCCGAGAAGUCACCUGAAUACCUCGCCCUAAUGGACCGCCUACGCGCCGAGCAGGAAGCACGAGACUACCACGCGCUCGUCGCUAAGAAAAGCGCUGCGGCGACCGCAGGUGCCAACGACUAUAUCUCCGCCGCAGACCUGGAAGGCGAGGAUGACCCCCUAACCCCCUCCGUCGUCCUCAACGUCUUAGUAUCAGUCAUAUUCUGCGGACUCGCGGCGUUCCAGAUUACAAAAUGGUGGGCGUACGGCAACGAUGCUCUGCGCGUAUUGAUUUCCAUGCUGGUCGCCAUCGUGGUCGGCGUGGCCGAAGCAGCGGUCUACGCAGGCUACAUGCGCAAGGUCAGGCUGGGAAGGGAGCGGGAGAAGGCGAAGAAGGAGAGGAAGUGGGGAUCUCAGGAGUAUAAGGGGGUGGGGGAUGAGAUUGCGUUGAGGAGGGAGGAUGACGAUGGCCCAGAACCACAAGAGGGGGAUCGGGAGUGGGAGCGGAAGGAGGAGAUAUGGGGGAAGGGGAAGGGUGGUGGGGCUAGGAGGCGGGUUCGGGAGAAGUGGGAGAGGGAGCAGGAUCGGCUGGCGAGUGAGCAGGAGAAGGAGGUGGAUCGAGACGAGGAUGGAAACGUGAAUGAGAAGAAGGCUUUGUAG
Molecule: messenger RNA, 867 nt
Organism: Cyphellophora attinorum
Lineage: Eukaryota; Fungi; Ascomycota; Eurotiomycetes; Chaetothyriales; Cyphellophoraceae
Exons: 1
Coding region: 1-867 (288 amino acids)
Biological process (GO): vacuolar proton-transporting V-type ATPase complex assembly
Cellular component (GO): endomembrane system
Source: RefSeq, a predicted model, not a curated record